Molecule: messenger RNA, 720 nt
Organism: Ipomoea nil (Japanese morning glory)
Lineage: Eukaryota; Viridiplantae; Streptophyta; Magnoliopsida; Solanales; Convolvulaceae
Exons: 2
Coding region: 1-720 (239 amino acids)
Source: RefSeq, a predicted model, not a curated record
AUGCCGCCGCGAAGAUUGACCCAGACCAUAGGAGCUGCCGUACUCAAUGGGAAUAACGGUGGCGGUGAUGUGUCCAAAAAGACCACGGGGCGCAAUCCACCAUGUUUCUUGGGUCAGGAGGAUCCAGAAGUUCUUGAGAGUUGGAUCCGCGCGUUCGAAAAGUUGUUUAACGUGGUAGGAUGCCCAGAGGAUCAGCGAGUAGAGGCUGCAGUAUACUAUCUACAGGGAGAGGCUGACCAUUGGUGGGUCAUGGAGGGACCCGUUGUCCAGGCAAGGGAAGGUUUUGACUGGGGGAUGUUUAAGAUGGUGUUGAGAAAGAGAUUCUACCCAGAGCAUGUCAAGGCUGCCAAGUAUGAGGAAUUCUUGCAUCUCGAGCAAGGAAGCUUGACUAUUCAGGAGUAUCAUGCCCGCUUUGUGGCAUUGUCUCGAUUUGCUCCUACCUUGGUACCUGAUGAGGCGAGUAGGGCUCGCAAGUUCAUCCAAGGAUUGCACUUAGAUGCUCAGAAAUCCUUCUCCGCGGCAACAUUUGCUACAUUGAAUGAAGCUUAUGAGGCAGCUGCUGGUUACUCCAGGAUUCAACAGUUGCACCACGACGCCAUGCAAGGGAUGAAGAAAAAGAAUGAAGGGAUGGAAGCACAGUCGAACAAGGGACACAUGUUCAAUCCGACGAGCAGGCUUGACCAUAGAGGUGGGGAAAGGAGGAACAUGACUAUGAGAUAG